UCGGGCUCCUGGCCGGUGUGGGGGCCCCUGAGGGAGGAACUAGACGACCCUGAGGAGAAGGAGGCGGCUCCCCACAAGUUCUGCGGCUGGGCCAGGGCUUGGAUAAAGAGCGCGGCGGCCGCAGAAGGCCCCUGGGCCCGGCGGCGCGCGGCCGGAGGAACCCCGGCUUGGGCAGGAGUGGGGCCGGAGCGGGGCUUGUCAGCCCCCUGGCGUCCUGCAGGCGAAGCGGCCGCGGGUGGACGUGCUGAGGACCGCGACCUUGGGGGAUCACCGUUGCCGUACCCACCCUGAGCUGAGUUCUCUCAGCUGACUUUCAAGAUGGACUCAUUCCUAACCGCAAGUGAAAUCCGGCAGCGGUUUAUAGAUUUCUUCAAGAGAAAUGAGCACACGUAUGUUCAUUCGUCUGCCACCAUCCCGUUGGAUGAUCCUACUUUGCUCUUUGCCAAUGCAGGCAUGAACCAGUUCAAACCUAUCUUCCUGAACACCAUUGACCCAACUCACCCCAUGGCAAAGCUGAGCAGAGCUGCCAAUACCCAGAAGUGCAUCCGGGCUGGGGGCAAACACAACGACUUGGAUGACGUGGGCAAGGAUGUUUAUCAUCACACCUUCUUUGAGAUGUUGGGCUCUUGGUCUUUUGGAGAUUACUUCAAGGAAUUGGCGUGUAAAAUGGCCCUUGAGCUUCUCACCCAAGAGUUUGGCAUUCCCAUUGAAAGACUCUACGUUACUUAUUUUGGUGGGGAUGAAACAGCAGGUUUAGAACCGGAUUUGGAGUGCAAACAGAUCUGGCAGAAUUUGGGCCUGGAUGACACCAAAAUUCUCCCCGGCAACAUGAAGGAUAACUUCUGGGAGAUGGGUGAUACAGGCCCAUGUGGUCCCUGCAGUGAGAUCCACUACGACCGGAUUGGUGGUCGAGAUGCCGCACAUCUCGUCAACCAGGAUGACCCCAAUGUGCUGGAGAUCUGGAACCUUGUUUUCAUCCAGUAUAACAGGGAGACUGAUGGUGUUCUGAAACCUCUUCCCAAGAAAAGCAUUGACACGGGUAUGGGCCUGGAGCGACUGGUGUCCGUGCUGCAGAAUAAGAUGUCCAACUAUGACACUGACCUUUUUGUCCCUUACUUUGAAGCCAUUCAGAAGGGCACAGGUGCUCGACCAUACACUGGGAAAGUUGGUGCUGAGGAUGUCGAUGGCAUUGACAUGGCCUAUCGGGUGCUGGCUGACCAUGCUCGGACCAUCACGGUGGCUCUAGCUGAUGGUGGCCGGCCUGACAACACAGGGAGGGGGUAUGUGUUGAGACGAAUUCUCCGCCGGGCUGUUCGAUACUCCCAUGAGAAACUCAAUGCCAGCAGGGGUUUCUUUGCUACGUUGGUAGACGUUGUCGUCCAGUCCCUGGGGGACGCAUUUCCUGAGCUAAAGAAGGACCCAGACAUGGUGAAAGACAUCAUUAAUGAAGAGGAAGUGCAGUUCCUCAAGACUCUCAGCAGAGGGCGUCGCAUCCUGGACAGGAAAAUACAGAGCUUGGGUGACUGCAAGACCAUUCCCGGAGAUACUGCUUGGCUUCUCUACGACACCUAUGGGUUCCCAGUGGAUCUCACUGGACUGAUUGCCGAAGAGAAGGGCCUGGUGGUAGACAUGGAUGGCUUUGAAGAGGAGAGGAAACUAGCCCAGCUGAAAUCACAGGGCAAGGGAGCUGGUGGGGAAGACCUCAUCAUGCUGGACAUCUACGCUAUCGAAGAGCUCCGGGCCAAGGGCCUAGAGGCCACAGAUGACUCCCCAAAGUAUAAUUACCACGCGGACUCCAGUGGUAGCUAUGUGUUUGAGAGCACCGUGGCUACAGUGCUGGCUCUGCGCAGGGAGAAGAUGUUCGUGGAAGAGGUGUCCACAGGCCAGGAGUGCGGGGUGGUGCUGGACAAAACCUGUUUCUAUGCCGAACAAGGAGGGCAGAUCUACGACGAGGGCUACCUGGUGAAGGUUGAUGACAGCAGCGAGGACAAAACCGAGUUUACAGUGAAGAAUGCUCAGGUGCGUGGAGGGUACGUGCUGCACAUCGGAACCAUCUAUGGCAGCCUGAGGGUAGGGGACCAGGUCCGGCUGUUUAUCGAUGAGCCCCGACGGAGACCUGUCAUGAGCAACCACACAGCAACCCACAUUCUGAACUUCGCCCUGCGCUCAGUGCUCGGGGAAGCUGACCAGAAAGGCUCACUGGUGGCCCCUGACCGCCUUCGGUUUGACUUCACCGCCAAGGGGGCCAUGUCCACUCAGCAGAUCAAGAAGGCUGAAGAGAUUGCUAACGAGAUGAUUGCUGCAGCCAAGCCUGUCUACACCCUGGACUGUGCCCUGGCAGCAGCGAAAGCCAUCCAGGGCCUGCGGGCUGUGUUUGAUGAGACCUACCCCGACCCCGUGCGAGUUGUCUCCAUCGGAGUGCCAGUGUCCGAGCUCUUGGAGGAUCCUUCUGGGCCUGCCGGCUCCCUCACCUCUGUUGAGUUCUGUGGGGGAACGCACCUGCGGAACUCAAGUCACGCUGGAGAUUUUGUGAUUGUGACUGAAGAAGCGAUUGCCAAGGGUAUCCGGAGGAUCGUGGCUGUCACAGGUGCCGAAGCCCAGAAGGCCCUCAGGAAAGCGGAGAGCUUGAAGAAAUCGCUCUCAGUCAUGGAGGCCAAAGUGAAGGCCCAGACUGCGCCGAACAAGGAUGUUCAGAAGGAGAUCGCCGACCUCGGAGAGGCCCUGGCCUCAGCAGUCAUCCCCCAGUGGCAGAAGGAUGAACUGCGGGAGACUCUGAAAUCCCUGAAGAAGGUCAUGGAUGACCUAGACAGAGCCAGCAAAGCCGACGUGCAGAAGCGAGUGUUGGAGAAGACAAAGCAGCUUAUCGACAGCAACCCCAACCAACCCCUCGUCAUCCUGGAGAUGGAGAGCGGCGCCUCGGCCAAGGCCCUGAAUGAAGCCCUGAAGCUUUUCAAGACGCAUUCCCCUCAGACGUCUGCCAUGCUCUUCACGGUGGACAACGAGGCUGGCAAGAUCACGUGCUUGUGUCAGGUCCCCCAGAAUGCAGCCAACAGGGGCCUAAAGGCCAGUGAGUGGGUGCAGCAGGUGUCAGGCCUGAUGGAUGGCAAAGGUGGUGGCAAGGACGUGUCUGCCCAGGCCACGGGCAAGAAUGUGGGCUGCCUACAGGAGGCACUGCAGCUGGCCACUUCCUUUGCCCAGCUGCGCCUGGGAGAUGUGAAGAACUAGAGCAGGAGCAGCUUCCCUGGGAGCCAUCUCCCCGUCACCCGUGUGCAUCAGUCCAGCCCAGAGAUCUCCGUCUGCCACAAAGACUCCUGAAUGCUGGGAUCUGCAAACAGCCAUCCGUCCUCCUAACCCAGCAGUAACUGGACACCCCUGGGAGCUGUCCUGUGCCUCGGUCCCCCUUGACAUUUCUGCCCGGAGGCCUGCACGUCAGCACUGCCCGUCUAGAACCACUGGCCCAGGAUCGCUGUCUACCUGCGUCAAGUUCACAUCCAGAAAUGCAAUUCUUUGCUGACCCGAGGCUUCUGGGUCUGCAGGUGGGAACUUGUGCUGCAGAGAAUAAAGGACCAUGUGCAAUACUCA
Lepus europaeus (European hare) is the source of this 3582-nucleotide messenger RNA. It is a transcript of the gene AARS1, whose product is annotated as alanyl-tRNA synthetase 1. Gene Ontology annotation, biological process: tRNA modification; alanyl-tRNA aminoacylation. Gene Ontology annotation, molecular function: amino acid binding; nucleic acid binding; aminoacyl-tRNA deacylase activity. The transcript is spliced from 21 exons. Gene Ontology annotation, cellular component: cytoplasm; mitochondrion. The coding region runs from base 319 to 3225 and encodes 968 amino acids. The record is from RefSeq and is a predicted model, not a curated record. Lineage: Eukaryota; Metazoa; Chordata; Mammalia; Lagomorpha; Leporidae.